AUGGCGACGAGCACCGUCGCUGCAAAUGCUAUAAAGGGCAGCAGUACUAUGCUGUCGCUUUCUUCCUUAUGGAGAACUAGGGCCUAUGGCUCCUUUUCUUCCUUGGUAACUCGUUCUUCUCUCAUUACUCAAUCCAAAUUCCCCAUUUUCUCCAUCUCCCCAUCACCAUCCCGAGAAAGAAGAAGAAUCUCAUAUCCCUUCUCUUCUUUUUGCACCGCUUCUACUGAUGAAGCAGUGACGGAAUCCGUGGCAACCACUUCCGGUGAUGCUUCUGGUAACAAUGAAAUAAAUGUUAAGGUCGCUGCCGGCUUGCUUGACAUAAGGGUUGGGAGAAUUCUAAGGGCGUGGAAACACGAGGAGGCUGACUCUCUUUAUGUGGAAGAGGUGGAUAUUGGUGAGCCAGAGCCCAGAAUCAUUUGCAGUGGCCUUGUCAAAUACAUUCCUCUUGACCAUCUUGAGGGCAAAAAAGUAACUGUCCUUUCCAAUUUGAAGCCAAGGAACAUGCGUGGUGUCAAGUCUUCUGGCAUGCUCAUGGCUGCUUCUGAUGCCAAGCAUGAGAAUGUUGAACUUCUUUUUCCUCCUGAGGAAGCAGCCCCUGGGGAAAGAAUAUGGUUUGGGUCAGAAGAUGAAAAGGAAAAUCAACCUGCUCCUGCGACUCCCAAUCAGAUUCAAAAAAAGAAGACCUGGGAAUCCGUACAGCCUCAUCUUAAGACAGAUGCUUCUUGUAUAGCAAUGCUCGGGGAGCAUGUAAUGCGGACAUCUGCAGGUGCAGUGGCAUGCAAAUCAUUGCAGAAUGCAAACAUUUCCUGA
Neltuma alba is the source of this 810-nucleotide messenger RNA. RefSeq names its product aminoacyl tRNA synthase complex-interacting multifunctional protein 1-like. The coding region runs from base 1 to 810 and encodes 269 amino acids. The record is from RefSeq and is a predicted model, not a curated record. Gene Ontology annotation, molecular function: tRNA binding. The transcript is spliced from 3 exons. NCBI's taxonomy places the organism in Eukaryota, Viridiplantae, Streptophyta, Magnoliopsida, Fabales, Fabaceae.